AUGGCCGACAUGUUGAUCGCGCGUAAUAUCUACCCCGACAGCCCACCUGCUAUGCAAACCAGGCUCCAGAUCAAUCCGACUCUGAUGAUGAGCUGGUGGGCUACGGGCUUUUCCUUGGCCAUCAUUAUCGUGCGCCUAUUUGGCCGCUACAUUCGCGUCGAACGCUUCUUUCCAGAAGACAAGGUUAUGAUGAUCAGCGUCAUUCCCUUGACCAUUCGUAUGGUCUUAGUGCACUUCGUUCUCGUCCUGGGAACAAACAACACCACAACGACAGGCUUGACCGAACAAGAUAUCCUAAAUCGCGAGCUGGGGAGCAAGCUGGUUCUUGCCGCGCGCAUCUUCUACGCAAUCUUCAUCUGGACAGCCAAAGUGACAGUCUGCGAAUUCCUCAAAAGAGUAACAGGGCUCCGCUGGCGCCGUUCAACAACCCUCUUUCUGAACUUCAUCUCCAUCUUCCUCUUCUCAACCCUCGUCGCCGUGGUAAUCGCCACUCUAGCCGAAUGCCAACCCUUCACCCACUACUGGCAGGUCGUCCCAGACCCAGGCCCAAGCUGCCGCACAGGCUACGUGAACCUGAUAACAAUGGGCACCUGCGACGUAAUAACAGACCUCCUCCUCGUCGCCUUCCCAGUCCCCAUCAUCCUCCUCGCCCAAAUGCCCCUCAAGCGCAAACUCGCCCUCGUCAUCCUCUUCGCCCUCUCCCUAAUCCUAGUCGCCAUAACAUCCUACCGCGUCCCCUCAGUCAUAACCCACUCCGGCUCCCAACAAUACCGCUCCCUCCUCGCCUCCCUCGAAAUCCUCGCCGCAACAGCAGUCUCAAACGUCCUAGUAAUAGGCUCCUUCGUCCGCGACCGCGGUAUCAAAAAAUUAAAAUACAAACGCGCUCACGCGGACGCCUCAAUCUCAGAAUCAAUGGACAAAUCCUUCCGCAGAAAUACUAUCAUGCAGAACCAGUGGGGCUCGGACUCGGACCUUGCCUCUGGUCUCGGCAUCCGUCUAGACCCAGAAGCUUAUGCCCUCCCGCCCACUCUCCCCCUCGCAGUCGCCCGCACAGGCUCAAUAGACCCGUCCUGGUCUUUCCGCUCCCGCGAUGAUGACGACAACUCCUCCGACAGCGGAGAGUUCAAGGCUCCCCACGAGUACCUCCGCACAUCCCAGUCCCCCCGAGACCGCGACCUCCCGUCUCCGCGCCGCGUAUCGUUCUCAGAUGUCGGCGGCUUGCUGAAGAAGCCACUCCAUGAGAAGCCCGGCCAUGCACGCUCCCAAACUCUUGCUCCGCCUGAGGUGGCGCAGCGCCGCGGCGGGAGUAGGGCUUUUUUGGAGGACUUGGGGAUCUUUGGGCUUGGGGUUGCGCCAGCGGCUUUGGCGCGGCGGGCGGCCGGGUCGGGAUCUGGGUCUACGGAGACUGAGCUUGAUACUGGUGUUGAGUUGCAGGAUGUUGGGGGGCUGUUGUCGAGGCCGAGGUCUUGA
This is a messenger RNA of Penicillium soppii, 1470 nucleotides long. Its product is annotated as putative integral membrane protein Pth11-like. The coding region runs from base 1 to 1470 and encodes 489 amino acids. NCBI's taxonomy places the organism in Eukaryota, Fungi, Ascomycota, Eurotiomycetes, Eurotiales, Aspergillaceae. The transcript has 2 exons. The record is from RefSeq and is a predicted model, not a curated record.